Molecule: messenger RNA, 2711 nt
Organism: Echinops telfairi (small Madagascar hedgehog)
Lineage: Eukaryota; Metazoa; Chordata; Mammalia; Afrosoricida; Tenrecidae
Gene: SNN
Product: stannin
Exons: 2
Coding region: 132-395 (87 amino acids)
Cellular component (GO): mitochondrial outer membrane
Source: RefSeq, a predicted model, not a curated record
GGUUCCCGGCUGCUCUUGGGCCGGGGGGACUCUGCGCUGGGGUGGCCCCAAUUUGCAGGAUUCUGAGGUCCAGCCUCACUGAGACGGUCCCAGCAAGAGCUCCCUGUGGCGGAGCCCCCCAAGAGCCGACCAUGUCGAUCGUGGACCACAGCCCCACCACGGGCGUGGUCACUGUCAUCGUCAUCCUCAUUGCCAUCGCUGCCCUGGGGGCCCUGAUCCUGGGCUGCUGGUGCUACCUCCGGCUGCAGCGCAUCGGCCAGUCAGAGGACGAGGAGAGCAUCGUGGGUGAUGGCGAGACCAAGGAGCCCUUCCUGCUGGUGCAGUAUUCGGCCAAGGGGCCAUGCGUCGAGCGGAAGGCCAAACUGACCCCCAAUGGGCCCGAAGUGCACGGCUGAGCUGGAAUACGAGGCAACGACGGGUGGGGUGGACCCACCGGCGCCCUGCUGCCCAAGAGGAAGGGCUGACAUCUGCUGGCAUGGCCUCAGCCGGCUUCGUCAUCGCAUGCACUGACUCCUGGGGUCCCAGUUCCCGGCCAGGACCUGCUGGCCAUGGGCAUGCCCUGGGCCUCCUGUUGGGCCGCCCAUUGCUGGCAGUGGGCAGACCUGACUCGUUGGGGACUCAUGUCCCUGAAGUGCUUUUGUUACUUGAGUGUUUAGCUGAGCCUGUGUUUAAUGGCGCAACUACUGUAAUGCGUGAACUAACCAACCUGUGAACUGUAAAUACUCCCCCCAAAGCACGUGUUCAUUUACCACCCAGAGCACCCGGAUCUGGUUUGACUCCAGCCAACCUAAGGAACUGAGAUGAAUGGAGUCCAGACUGCGGGGAGGGCUUUAGACUUGGAAGGCCCAGGUUGCAUUUGCAGGGCCCAGUAUAUGUGUAUAUAUGAGUGAGAGUGAGUGAGUGUGUGUGUGUGUGUGUGUGUAAAGGAAGUGAUGCAUUGGCUGUGAAGCUGGGGUGCGUGGGGAUUUCUGCUUGGGUAGCAGUGGCCGGAAGGACCGUGAGCGCUUCCUUCCCAGGUGGCUUCGGUCAUGAGGCUGGUUGCUGAUGCUAGUGGCAGGACUGCAAGGAAGCCACCGAACCUGCCCGGGAGCCAGUGACGGGCACGCCCAGUGGGUCCCGAGGGUUCCCAGCACUCCGGUGGCAGAGCAGUUUCUUGCCCCUUCGGUCUUCGCAUGCCGAGUCCCCGUCCCUGCCCCCAGCUGUCCCCCCUAUGCACAGGCUUCACUGCAUUGCUUUGUCUCCAUAGAAACACCAGCGCCAAGCUGCUCCUUUAGUCUAGAAUCCAAGUGGCCUGGGAGGAGUUUUGUAAUUGUUUGGGUUUUGUAUUUGAUGUUUCCUGCACUGGAGGGGAGGGGUUGUGGUUUGGGGUUUUUCCCCUCUUCUCCUUUUCACGUGUUCUCAUCCGUUCUGCGUGUCACCACCCACUUGCCGGGCGGUGACUGUCCUUACCAUCCCCGUCCCUGCAUGCAGGCCAAGCGUGAGUCUGGGCCUCCGCUGGUCAGGUAGCACCUUGGGAGCUCAUUUAGAUGGUGGAUUCCACCGCUGGUAGCACCUUGGGAACCAUAGUGUGUAAAUGCAUCCUAGGUAGAAACAGGUGGCCGGGAGCAUCAGGGCCAAUGUGUGCCCAGGGCCACAGUCAGAUGUUCUGGUUCCCUCUUCAGACCCAGGUGACACCCUCUAAAACCAUGCUGACCAAGUAUGCCUUUCAGAACCCAAGGGACGUGGUAGGAACACUCAUUUUAGCAGUAGACACCUAAAUUGGGGGGUGGGGCACACAUUAAGUAACAGCUUGAAGGGGCCCAUUAGGCAGUGUGGACUUACGUGGGACACCAGACAGGGAAGGCAGAUUUAGAGGGCCUAUGAGUCAGGCUUCCCAUGGUUAGCAGUAUAGAGCAGGCGCCCCUGGGGUAUCAGUAAUCAAAUGCCACGGGGCCUCCAGGGUGAGGAGGAGGUACAUCAGGUGGGUAUGGCCCAGAGGCAGCAGCGGUCCAGCGGUUUGGAGUGGAUGGACCCAUGGUGCCUGUUGGGGUUUGGGGUGAGGCCUGCUUUCUAAGGGAGGAAGCUCAGAGCAGGAGUUAGGAAAGGCUGUGUGUUUGGACCUGGUGUCAGGGCAGCAGUGGUGACAAGGGCCCAGGCUGUGUGACCUGACACCCAAGGUUGUCCAGUGCUUGGUCCCAGGCCUACCCUGAGGUGGGCACUUGCCAGUGAAGUUUCAUUUUCUGAAGAGCAUUGCACUGCACUUUCUGGGGUUAUCCCCCAGCCGCUGCUGGCUGCAGCAUUAUCCAGACCCAUCAGAGCUUAGAGUGGAGGUGGGGGGGAUGGGCUCCCAAGGGGACCUUGUAGAAGAAGAUGGAAUGUCUGCCAAGCUGGUAAGCCACCGCAUGACUGUUCUAAUGGCUGUCAUUUGUCAAAAGUGGCUUUUUCCCCCCACAGGGACGCUAGAGCCACUCUCUUCAGGCUCAGAACAGUCAUGACCCUCCAUGAUUCUUCCCGGACAGCUGACCCAGUCCUCCCAUCCACGAGCCACUGUACAAGACCCUGUGCCUCAGACACCUUCCAGUGGACCACGCUGCUGUCCCGUCUCUGAGCACCCGUGUGUGCAAUACGUGGGAAGGGUGCCAUCCUACUCAAGUUACAGCCAAGUGGGUUUUCUAGACCACUGAGAAAAAUCUUUAUUUACAAUAAAUUUCAAUAAAAUUUGCAUAAAUACA